Molecule: messenger RNA, 1362 nt
Organism: Miscanthus lutarioriparius
Lineage: Eukaryota; Viridiplantae; Streptophyta; Magnoliopsida; Poales; Poaceae
Source: the annotation of a GenBank genome assembly
AUGGGCAUCUUCACGGUGACCAAGCUGUCCGAGGGGCCGGUGCGGCCGUCCGCCGACACGCCGUCGGAGACGUUGCCCCUGGCCUGGGUCGACCGGUACCCGACGCACCGCGGCCUCGUCGAGUCCACGCACAUCUACUGCUCCGACGACGUCGCGAAGACGAUGCUGCUUCCGCCGGCGCCGGCCGCGGGAGCAGCAGAGGCCGACGAUGCACUGGCGCCGACGAAGAAGGAGGUGACCACCAAGACGAAGUCCCCGGCCGCGGUGGUGCGCGGCGCGCUGGCGGACGCGCUGGUGCACUACUACCCGUUCGCGGGUCGGAUCGUGGAGGACGUGCCGGGGCGCCCCGCCGUGCUGUGCUCUGCCGAGGGCGUCUACUUCGUGGAGGCCGCCGCCAACUGCACCCUCGCCGACGUCAGCUUCCUGGAGCGGCCGCUGCUGCUCUCCAAGGAGCAGCUCGUGCCGUGCCCGACGCCGGAGCUCUGGCCCGUCGAGCCGCACAAUAGCCUCGCCAUGAUACAGGUCACGACCUUCACCUGCGGCGGCUUCGUGUUGGGCCUGCGCACCAACCACGCGGUGGCGGACGGCACGGGCGCGGCGCAGUUCCUGAACGCCGUCGGCGACCUCGCCCGCGGGCUGCCGGAGCCCCGCGUGAAGCCCAUCUGGGGCCGGGACCGGUUCCCCGACCCGGACAUCAAGCCCGGCCCGCUCCCGGAGCUGCCGGUGCUGGCGCUGGAGUACAUCGCGUUCGAUUUCCCCACCGCGUACCUGGACAAGCUCAAGUCGCAGUACGCGGCAUCCACGGGCGGCAAGAUCUGCUCGGGCUUCGACAUCGUCAUCGCCAAGCUGUGGCAGUGCCGGACGCGUGCCAUCAUCGACGCCGGCGCCGCCGCCGACGACGUCAGGCUCUGCUUCUUCGCCAGCGUCCGCCACGUGCUGAAGCUGGACCCGGGCUACUACGGCAACGCCAUCUUCCCCGUCAAGGUGCAGGCGCCGGCGGAGAAGGUGGCCGGCUCGUCGGUGGUCGAGCUCGUCGGCAUGGUCCGGGAGGCGAAGCGGCGGAUGGCCGAGGAGUGCCUGAGCUGGGCCGAGGGCCGCACCGGCGGCGUCGACCCGUUCCAGAUGACCUUCAACUACGAGUCCGUGUACGUGUCGGACUGGAGCAAGCUCGGGUUCGCCGACGUGGACUACGGGUACGGCACGCCCAUGUCCGCCGGCCCGCUGGUGAACUGCGACCUCAUCGCGUCGGUCAUCGUCAUGAGGGCGCCCGCGCCGCUCGCCGGCACGCGGCUUCUGGCCAGCUGCGUCACCAAGGAGCACGCCGACGACUUCACCCGCAGGAUGCGGGAGGACCUCGUCUGA